AUGACCGAAAGAAAGGCUUUCAAUAUUAUUAAAGCUGUCCCAGGUGUUGGUCAAGCGUAUGGUGUCGUGCGAGGUGUUGUUUAUGCAGAAAAAGAUGACAUGCAUGAAGCAAAGCAUUCCGUUACAGUGGACUUGGCAGAUUUGAAUCCACUACGAAUACCAAGAAAUCUUGCACAUGGUAUCGCCAGUGCAACGAACGAUUUGGAUGAAGGCGCUUGGAUCGGAAAACGACCGAUUGGUAAACAACUUAUUGGUCUUGCUUAG
Molecule: messenger RNA, 264 nt
Organism: Rotaria sp. Silwood2
Lineage: Eukaryota; Metazoa; Rotifera; Eurotatoria; Philodinida; Philodinidae
Source: the annotation of a GenBank genome assembly